GGAGAAAGUUCGACCUCUUGUGCUCAGUCUUCAGCAAAUGCCCAACUUGCCGGAGAUUAUAAGAAACUGAGAAAACUUUGCUUCAUUUGCGAAAGAUGAGAUGUGAAAUUGUUAUUUCCCAGUUCCUGAACAACAGGGACGGUGGCAGAUCAGUUGGCAAACCACGUCAAGGUUGGAAAAAUGAGAUUCUCAACAUCAAGAAGUGAAAGAUGCGUUUUUCCAUCCAACUCACCAGUCACAACCUGCUUUGGAAUGCAAUGUAGUGGAAAUAUUUGUAUUAAAAAUCCAGUUAUUACCAGAAGCUUUGAAUUCUUGACUUCCGAAUGGAAAAUGUUUGACAAAACAGAUUCUAAACAAACAGAUAACUCAGCCAUCUCCCAGGAUUCUACUACUGAUCGACUGCUUGAUCUUUCAAAUAAGGUUUUGCCACAAACAUUUGAAAAUUGUCCAGAUGCAAGAAGACUUAAAAUAAAUACAUUAUCUUCAAAACUGUGUCAUGCACAGGAGGUGAUUGCACUUAAAUGCCCGACAUCUAUACUGAGGAGGAAAUCCAAAAUGACACAAAAUGCAGAUGGUUGCAUUUCUCACAGAACAAGAACUGAAAGAAGAGUUCGAUUUCGAGAAUUGGAUGAGAUAAUUUUUGACACUAACAGCAAUAAUCCCCAUUUGCCGGCAAUGCUUCUUAAAUUAUCGAUCAUCGUUUUGCUGAGUCUGGUGAUCGCAUUGCUCUAUCAUAGCAAGUCAGCAACAGUUAUCGCUGAUCAGCUUCAGUCAACACUCAACAAUGUUUUCAUGGAAAUGAAGAAUCUGACGUUCAGCUGGUUGACUCAGAGUAGGAAAAAUUAAGAUAUUCAUGAAUGACAUUGGCAUCAGAGAAACUUUGUUUGAAAGGAUUCUUAAUGAUCUUCGAGUACAAAUACAAAGAUGUCUACUGCAAGCAACCAUUGAACAACAAUUGGCAGUGGCUUGAAAGAUUCAACCACAGGAGAAAGUAAUCAGAGCAAAAUACCACCUUCAAGCAAAAAUAAUGAGCUUCGAAAGCGCUGCUUUAAAUUGCUGUCGUUAUCAAAAUUUUGUGAUUUGCUUGAAUAUCAAUCCAUUAGCUAUGUUCAGCAUUACAAAUUGAGUUGACUGCACUGGUAAGCAAUAGCUUCAGUGAAAACAGUGACUUGAAGUAAAAACCUUUCAUUACAAUAUAUGGAGAGAUGGAAGGUUCCUACCUGCCUGCUUACCAAAUAGCCAGCAGCAAGUUAUUGCCUCAAUCACUUUAUUUCAACCAUUUAACUUGGGUUGGCAAAAAACGUUUAUUUGUAAUCGGUUCUUUUCAAUGUUAGUUUCAAAUAUCUAUCAAAAAAUCAAAGUUAUUCCUCCCACUCCUACCAAUUUGUACUACUUCUGCAAAUCCAAAGAUUAUUCAUUUUGUUCUUUAUGAAAUGUUCUAACUUGCAUUGACCACCCGUUCCAGCUUUGUGCCCUAAGUAACCAGAUUCACUGAUUUUCUUAACAUUCAAAAUGUAGAUUACUCUUGAAUGUAGAGGAACUUCAAUGGAGGGAAUUACUGAAAACAACACAGGGCACAAUAUAAACAACAAAUAAAUAAUGCAGGAGCUGAAAAUCAGAAACUGAAACAUAAAAUGCUGGAAAUGUUUUGUGGGUUGGGCAGUUUCCGUGGAGAGAAAAUAGAUGAGAUCUUUAAUUGUUCAAACUGACCUACUUCCACAGUUCAAAUGUUGCCCAAAGCUUCAGGUCAAUGAUCUUUGGUCAAGACUAGAAAGUUUAAUGUUUUUUUUUCAGUUAGUACAAAGCUAAGGGAAGUGGUGAUGGAAAUUUGGGGUGUGUGUAAGGGUCGGGAGAGGGGGUGUUGUGGAGGGGAAGGAAACAAAAAAGAAGGUAGAAGUUUUUGAGAGAUUAAUACUAGAGCAAAAUAUGGUUGAAAGUCUCGCAGAAAAUGCUUGAAAACCCAACAGGGUUGGCAGUACCUACAAACAGAGUAAAUGUUUUAGAUCAACCUUUGUCAGAUUUCCAACGUUUUCCAUUUUUAUUAAUAAUUAAUUGACAACACAGUAAUUGUGCAAGUUAAAAGUUGGAGGGUAUGUAGUGGUGGAAAAUGAGACAAUUAAAGAAAUUAGUACAGAAAUUGAUGGAAAAACUCAUUAGCUGUGGCAGCAUCUGUGGAGAGAAAGCAGAGUUAACAUUUCAGGUCCAGUGAUCCUUGUUCAGGUUCUGAACCCAAAACAUCAACACGGUUUUAUCUUCGCAGAUGUUGCCAGCUCUACUGAAUUUCUCCAGCAGUUCCUAUUUUUGUUUCAGAUUUACAGCAUCCACGCUUGUUUCAUUAGGGCAGCAUAAUGGCUCAGUGGUUAGCACUACUGCCUCACAGCGACGAGGACGCAGGUUCAAUUCCUGCCUUGGGUGGCUGUCUGUGUAGCAUUUGCACCAGGUGCUCUGGUUUCUCCCACAGUCCAAAGAAGUGCAAGUUAUGUGGAUUGGCCAUGCUAAAUUACCCAUAGUGUCAAGGGAUGUGUAAGUUAGGUGGGUUAGCCAUGGAAAAUGCAGGGUUACACGGAUAGGAUAGGAGGGUGAGUCUUUUUGGAAUGCUGUUCAGAGUCAGAGUGGACUUGUUGAGCCAAACAGCCUGUUUCCACACUGUAGAGAUUCUAUGAACAAACUAGAUCAAGGAGUUGUAAAUGACAGAAACAAAUCUAUUACUUCUCCAACUUCCCAAAAUAAAAUCUGGGAACAGUAAUUGUCAAUGUAAAUACUGAUAUUUGUUUGAUACAGCAUCUCAAGCUAUUUUUCUCAGAUUGACAGGAAUUGCAACAUUUCUCUGCAAUGUGUACAUAAGAAAAGCAAAUCUGUCUUCAGUGCUGUUUUAGCAUGUGCCUGUAUUUGGGCAGAAAUGUAAUAUGAACCACAAGAGACUGAGACUGAGACUUCGAGCUUUUGCCUUGGUUUCUUCCAGGAAUCCUUUUUUAAUGGGUGACUACUGAAAUAAGAUUUGUCAUGCUGAGAGCCAUGGCUUUGGGAUAAAACAUUUACUGGAAUAGCUAAUUAUCAGAUAACAGAUUGAAUGGAAAAAGGACCAAAAUCAUUAUUAAUUCGAGAAAACUACAGUUUGCUGUUAUAAUUGAGCUUUAAAAAGCAUUAAUUAUAAUAGUAAAUGGGAAAUUUACAAAUUUCUACUGGACCCUUAAGAAAUGAAUUGCAAUGUUCUGCAGUUGAAACCAGAUAAAUUCUCUGAAUUUUAAGUUAUUGCCUCAAUUAUGUAUUCACAUAUUUGGUGGAAAGUGUACUGUGUUGUACAUUUUAAGCAUCUUCUAGCCUUUUUCAAAGCUACAUCUACCUAUUAAAAGGCAGUACGCGUAUGAUCCCCAUUCCAUAAAACUAAGAGCUUAGAAAUAACUUUAUUUUAUCAUGCAGAACUCAUUGUAAAUUGCUUUUCAGUAAGCAUUAGGCCCUUUAAAAAUGCAUAACAUUUUGAAUGUAAUAUAAAUAAAAGAGGAA
Messenger RNA from Stegostoma tigrinum, 3504 nucleotides. RefSeq lists its product as uncharacterized. Lineage: Eukaryota; Metazoa; Chordata; Chondrichthyes; Orectolobiformes; Stegostomatidae. The record is from RefSeq and is a predicted model, not a curated record. The coding region runs from base 181 to 846 and encodes 221 amino acids. The transcript has 7 exons.